Molecule: messenger RNA, 962 nt
Organism: Myxozyma melibiosi
Lineage: Eukaryota; Fungi; Ascomycota; Lipomycetes; Lipomycetales; Lipomycetaceae
Product: ras family protein
Exons: 3
Coding region: 90-770 (226 amino acids)
Cellular component (GO): Golgi apparatus; endosome
Molecular function (GO): GTP binding; GTPase activity
Source: RefSeq, a predicted model, not a curated record
CUCUCGCCCUCUCGCAUCUUACUAAAAGCCCUCCAUCACCUCCCCGCCACCCACCCCCCGCACACCACCCCCGCGCUCUCAUCUCCGGUAUGAGUUCGAUAGAUGCUGCGUCGUCGGCGCCGAAGCCGUCGGCCUCUGUGAAGUUGGUUCUUCUCGGCGAGGCUGCUGUCGGCAAGUCCAGUCUGGUGCUGCGGUUCGUUAGCAACGACUUCCAAGAGAACAAAGAGCCUACUAUCGGUGCUGCGUUUUUGACCCAGAAAUGCUCCUUGCCUACCAGGACGAUCAAGUUUGAGAUAUGGGAUACUGCUGGACAAGAACGGUUCGCUUCGCUGGCGCCGAUGUACUACAGAAAUGCGCAGGCGGCGUUGGUCGUCUACGACCUGACGAAGCCCACUUCGCUCAUCAAGGCGCGCCACUGGGUAAGCGAGCUGCACGCGCAGGCGAGUCCCAAGAUUGUGAUUGCGCUCGUGGGCAACAAGCUCGAUCUGUGCAACGACGGCAGCGAAAGCGACGAGGAAGAAGACCGUCGCAAGGUCUCGACCGAGGAAGGCAAGAAGUUUGCCGAAGAGGAAGGGCUUCUGUUUUUCGAGACCUCGGCCAAGACGGCGGCUAACGUCGAGGAAGUGUUUUUGGCUAUCGCGGCAAAGAUCCCCGAGGAGAUUGUCAACAAGCGGAUCGCGUCGGGCUCGAGAGGCAGAGCUGGCGCGGGCGAGAGAGGUGUGGAUUUGGAAGCCCAUGGCGAGAACGGAGCUCAGGGAUGUGCUUGCUAAAUUUUCGGAUUUUUCUUCUUAUAUUGUUGUUUGUUUUCUCCUUUUUUACUUUCUUGAGGCUUUCUAAUUAUAUUUCCAUUACUUAUCUUGCGUCUAUUGACUCUUUCUCUCAGUGUUUGUCCUACUCUGUUUGUUGAAAGAUUGCUGCCUUGUUUGUUGUGAAUGCGUACCGUGUGCUCUCUGUGUCUAUUC